Scheffersomyces amazonensis is the source of this 2106-nucleotide messenger RNA. It is a transcript of the gene ZCF21, whose product is annotated as Zcf21p. Gene Ontology annotation, molecular function: zinc ion binding; DNA-binding transcription activator activity, RNA polymerase II-specific. The transcript has a single exon. Bases 193 to 1800 code for a protein of 535 amino acids. Gene Ontology annotation, biological process: regulation of transcription by RNA polymerase II. The record is from RefSeq and is a predicted model, not a curated record. NCBI's taxonomy places the organism in Eukaryota, Fungi, Ascomycota, Pichiomycetes, Serinales, Debaryomycetaceae.
UAUUAAUAUCACUUACCCAUAUGUAACACACAUAGCCGUUAAGAAUCACUAUUGAAAGCAAAAUUCCAUUCCGAAUCAUUUGCAAUUUUAUCUACCACUUCUUUUCCUUUAUUUUUCGUUCCUUACUGAUCAGUUACUUAGUACUUCCUAAAUAAGUAACUCUACCUACAAUACUUUUAUACCAUCCAUACAAUGGAUAUGUUCGAUUCUGCCCUAAAGAAUCCGGCUCCACCUAACAAAAGUCCCAGUCAAAUAACUUCUAAUCAAUCUCUGCCUGCUAAGGCUACUAGUGUGAGUCCUCCUAAGUCUAUGGUAUCAAUUCUAUCUACACUGCCAUCGAGCUCAUCGUCAUCUUCACCAUCAUCUUCAAGUUCUACUAAUUCAAAUAAUAAUAAUCCUAAUAAUAAUAAUAAUAAUAAUACUAAUACUAAUACUUUACCUUCAAUAUCAAAGAUCACUCAGGGAAAUUUCACUAUCAAAAUGUCUCCCUACCUGAAAGCUAGUCGUACAUCCCCAUCACAACUGUCUGCUCCAUUAGUAUCACAUUCAGAUACUCAUUCAAAUAUAAAUCACCACCAUAACCAUCAUCACAGAGUGGGCAAACCUGAAUUUGAAAGUAAUAUAAAAUCUCGAAAUGCCAAUAAAAAGAAUUCUAGAAGAAAACAUCGUAAUUCCCAUCUUGGAUGUGGCACAUGUAAAAAGAGAAGAAUUAAAUGUGAUGAAACUUUACCGGCAUGUAUGAAUUGUACUAAAGGUAAAUUACAUUGUGCUUAUCUUACUUUAGAUACUAAUGCAAGAAAUGCUUUAAGAAUGGCUCAGUAUAAUCAAACUUUAAGACAAGAGAAAGUCGAAAGUGGACCUACUGCUAUGGCUAAUUCAGAUUCUACUGUUACUCAAACUAUAGUUAAAUCAGAAAAGGAUUCACCUGCUAAAUCUCAGAAUACUAAUAGUAAAUCCAAGAGUAAUAGUCGAAGUAUAGAUACUCCUACCACAGUGCCUGCUGCUACACCACAUUUCCCAUCAUCACUUCCACCUACAAGUACUCAACAAGUCAAUUCUGUACCAGUAUCUGUACCAGUACAAGGCCCAGGAAUUCCAACUCAACCAAAUGGUGUAGUAUUACCAGGCCCAACAUAUUCCAUAAUUCAAACAGUUGCUCCACCAUCUAUGCCAGGAACAGUCAAUACUACCCCAACUAUGACUGCCAAUGGUCAUGUCCUUCAACAACCACCUUAUGGUCAGUUGGUUGCUCUUCAACCAGGACCAGUAUAUUAUACAACUGGUAAUUCAUUACAGCCACAAACAUUUCAAUUAGUUCAAACAACUGCUCCUAAUGGGGUACCUCAAAUGGUCCCCAUCUCAGUAGUUGGACAACAGACAGUAUUACAACCUCCAACUCAACAAUUAACUGUUGUACCUCCUCCACCUCCAGCACCCUUAGUUGCCCCAGCUCAAACCAUUCCUAAGAAGGAUGAAGUAUUACCAUCUAUAACUGUAAAGGCUCCAUCAACGGUGGUAUUACCCAUCCGAAGCACCACUACUAGUUAUACAGAUUUAAAAUCUAUUUCACUUGAAAAAUCACCACUAAUGGCAACUUCAAUCUAUCCAACCACUUCAACAUCCGACUAUUCUUCCAGAAAUUUCAAUACCAACUCGGAAGUUAAAUUACCUUCUAUAAAAUCUUUAUCUGGAGAAUAUGCUGCUGGUAUAAAUUCAACUAUUCCAUCUGUAGGUAGCAGUCAUAAUUCAGAAAGUACUAAUCAAGAUAAAGUGCCUACCAUUUCAAAAUUAUUAUCAUGAACUACUCACUUAAUGCCCUUGUCCUUACCUAUGCCCGUAUACCCUAUUGUAGAAUCAUGUAACUAUUGGUUCUACAGAUUCAUUGUACUAUACUAUUUCCUUUCCUAGAGUUUAAUUAUAUUUAUUAUCAUCGACAUUAUUAUUAUUCUUAAUAUCCGGCCUUCCGUUCGUUACUUGCCAAUGGCAAUUAUUUAUUGUUACGACUUCUUUAUUUAUUAUGGUGCUGUAUUAACUAGUUGUUAAUAUGGUGUAAUGGUUACUUUCUUCUUUUGCUAGUAUUAUUAGUUAGUUUAUAGUCAAAUAUUA